This is a messenger RNA of Aphanomyces astaci, 1860 nucleotides long. RefSeq lists its product as hypothetical. The coding region runs from base 1 to 1860 and encodes 619 amino acids. Gene Ontology annotation, molecular function: lipid carrier activity; ABC-type transporter activity. Gene Ontology annotation, biological process: lipid transport; transmembrane transport. The record is from RefSeq and is a predicted model, not a curated record. The transcript has 4 exons. Gene Ontology annotation, cellular component: membrane; intracellular membrane-bounded organelle. Lineage: Eukaryota; Oomycota; Saprolegniomycetes; Saprolegniales; Verrucalvaceae.
AUGGUAUCCUCAACAGGAGCAGCAGCAGCAGCCCCUGGCCCCGCGCCCCAUGGCUACACGCGCACGCUUCUUUGGAAGAAUGUCCGGUUGAAGCGAAAACACCCCAUCAAGACACUGUUCGAGGUGGUGCUGCCCAUUGCCCUCCUAGCCCUGAUGGGGUACUUGAAAUCCCAAAUGGCCGACACAAAUCGAGGCACGGGGUGGGCAACCUGGUACGGCCCGUCGGACCCUUUGUAUCACGGCUCCAUCCCCAACACGAAAUACGUUCAAACCGAGGCGACCAUGACUGGGCUCCUUCUGGAGCUCGGGUCGAACAGAAUUGGCUACGGAAGGGACCCGAUCGUGUACACAACCUGUCGGAAUGCGUUGUUGGCUGGUUACGUCAGCACCAACCGCACGUCUCCGUAUGCGUGGCCACCUCGAUGCCAGUCGUUGGGGCUGCCCAAGAAGAUCGCCAUCGUGCCAGACAACACGUUCACGAGGCAGUACUUUGCAGAGGCUGUGGGCCAAUGGUACCCCCGUGUGGAAUUGACAUCGAACAUCGCCGUACCGUCGUUUGCCGAUUCGGUAGUGUUUUUCCCCAAUGAACAAGCGUUGGAGGAUUCUAUUACAGGGGGCCGAUAUGGCGUGACGUUCGACUCGCCUCGUUUGGCAGCGGCGAUCGUGUUCACGGCGAUGCCAUCAACGCUGGGUACUCCUGGGAACAUUGAGUACUCGCUUCGCUUCAACACGACCACGGGCAGCUUUGGAUACAAUGUCGUGCCUCGUACGUCUGGGGAUGUAGUGGACUUGCUCCAGCGUGGCCUCGAUCCCGACGCCUACAGAGCAUACGCCCGUGAGGGGUUCUACACCCUCCAGACCCUCGUCACACGCUUUGCCACGUGUGUGCCCGACUGGAAGGAUGGCAAAACCACAGGCACUUGCACGAUGCCGAACGCCGUCGCAGCCGCCACCCCCCAAGUGGAUGCGAUGCUGCUGCAGCAAGUGUUCAACGACACCCGUUUGGCCUAUACGUUUUCAGCUGCGUCGAGCGGGAAAACGUACUAUUCCCCGCGCACGUUCACAUCCAACAUCUCAAACCCCUUCGGCUGCUCCCCCCAAGCCACGGGCGGGGGCCUCGUGUUUCCGUUCCCCGUGGUGGGGUUCACCGUCUCCCCCUUCUUCGAGACCGUGGACUUCAUCUUUGGCAUUGUGUUUGUGCUGUCGUACAUCCAAUGCUUGUCUGCGAUUCUAGUUGCGCUCAUCUCGGAAAAAGAGACCAAGACCCGCGAACUGCUUAAGAUUCUGGGCGUGCCGGACGUGGCCAUCGUCGGCAGCUGGUACAUCACGUACGGCGUCAUGCUGUUUGUGGCGUCGUUGGUGCAGGCGGGGGUGGCCAGCGCUGUCCUUUUCAAUCACUCGAGCGUGGUGCUCUUGUUCUUGUUCUUUUGGCUCUUCUCGUGCAGCUUGCUCGCGUAUGCGUACAUGGUCAGUGCGAUCUUCUCCAAGGCCAAAGUGGGGGCGUAUCUGGGCGUUAUUGGGUUCUUGCUCAUGUACGUCGUGUCCACGGCAUUCACCAACGAAUCGACCGCCGCGUCCAAGGUCUUGGCGUCGCUCUUAUCCCCCGUGGCACUAGUGUUUGGGGUUAACAACUUGGCCGCAUCCGAAACCAACGGCGUGGGUAUUACCUUCGACAACGUGAAUGAAUCCAUCAAGAGCUACAAGUUCUCGACGGCGUUGGUCCUUCUCUUGGUCGACUCGGUAGUGUACACUGUGCUGGGUCUGUACCUUGAACGCGUUGUGCCGAAAGACUAUGGCGUGACUGAGGCAUGCCAUCCUCGCGUCACGACGACAGAGUUGAAGGGGGGGCUGUCGUGCUGA